CUCAGGAUAUUUGGCUUAGGAAAUUGUCUCAGGAUAUUUGGCUUAGGAAAUUAUCUCAGGAUAUUUGGCUUAGAAUAUUGUCUCAGGAUAUUUGGCUUAGGAAAUUGUCUUAGGAUAUUUGGCUUAGGAAAUUGUCUUAGGAUAUUUGGCUUAGGAAAUUGUCUCAGGUCAUUUGGCUUAGGAAAUUGUCUCAGGAUAUGA
Molecule: messenger RNA, 201 nt
Organism: Emiliania huxleyi CCMP1516
Lineage: Eukaryota; Haptophyta; Isochrysidales; Noelaerhabdaceae
Exons: 1
Source: RefSeq, a predicted model, not a curated record